Molecule: messenger RNA, 569 nt
Organism: Trichomonas vaginalis G3
Lineage: Eukaryota; Parabasalia; Trichomonadida; Trichomonadidae
Product: protein of unknown function, DUF4106 family
Exons: 1
Molecular function (GO): hydrolase activity; DNA binding; ATP binding
Source: RefSeq, a predicted model, not a curated record
AUGUUAGAAAAAAAGUUUGCUGACAUUGACAAAAAAUUUGAGAAUGUUUUAAAUAAGAACAAGAGGAAGUUGGAAAAUGCUCAGAUAAAACCCAUACAUGACAAGUUCUUAUUUGCUCAGAAUGGUAUAACAGGUCUAAUUGCACCACCUGGGUCGGGUAAGACUUUCACUUAUCUUAAAAUGGCUGCACAACAACAAGAACUAGAUGAGAAGAACCCAUUCUAUGAGUUAGUAGUCAUUUGUAGUACUUCUGGUCAAUUUGACCAAACCGUCAAUUCGUUCAAAGAUAUUAUAAAGAAGUCUAAGUUAGUAUGUAUAAAAGACUCUGAGUUGUUAGAUUGGAUAAAGAAGUACCAAAGAAGAGUUUUGAAGUACAAUGCUAUAAAUGAGUAUAUAAAUUCUAAGUUUAAAGACCCAAAUGAGGAAAUGCAGAGAAUAUUAGAGAAGAAACACUUCAGAAACAAACAGAAAGAGAUAGAAUACAUUUCGAAGAAAUUGCAAUCUUACGAUUGGAAAACGUACCCUCACAGAUGUCUUCUUAUCUUAGAUGAUUUCGCCUCUCAUCCUUU